Daphnia pulicaria is the source of this 1292-nucleotide messenger RNA. RefSeq lists its product as uncharacterized. NCBI's taxonomy places the organism in Eukaryota, Metazoa, Arthropoda, Branchiopoda, Diplostraca, Daphniidae. Bases 40 to 1158 code for a protein of 372 amino acids. The record is from RefSeq and is a predicted model, not a curated record. The transcript has 9 exons.
GUUUUAAAAUACAGACGAACUGACUUGUAAAUAAACAAAAUGGGUAGCCUGCAAUGGUUUAUUCUGUUUCUUGUCAUUCUUUUUUUCCUUUUUAAACGUCUUCUACUGUAUGCUCUAAACUUAAUUUUCACACAUAAACUAAAAAUCGAAGUCCGUCUAGGGCAAGUCGCCCUACUUCCACCUUCUGUACAAAAUACUUAUUUUUUGUUCAAAAAUUUCACGGUUCACGUUGAUAAAGUGAGAUUAACCUCAUCACUAGUAAAUGCUGAUACCAAGAGGCUACUGGGGUUGUUGAUUGAAGAUGUCCGAUUCACAAGAGAUUGCAGUGUUAAUAGCAAUACAUCACUUCAAGCCACUGUUCCAAACCCAGUGGAAUCAAAUAGAGUCAAUCUGCUUGAAAAAAUUUUACCCAUUCUGACAUCAUUUGUUCAGUUUAUGUGUGUCUCCAUAAGCAAUGUGACUAUAGUAGCCCAGUUGAACAACAACAAGUUGGUCCAUGCUUCUGUUAACAAUCUGAGUUUAGACGGAAGCAUUUUACCACGCUCACAGAUUGCACUCUGUGGUCUGAUAGAUGUGUUUUCAUGUCGACUUCUUCAGACCGUAGCUACUACUGAAAGAGAUGGAAAGGCUAACCAGCAAUCACAAUUUGUCGAAUCACGAACGAAAACUUGGCAGCCGUGUUUAGCAGAGUUUUCAGUUGGAGUUCAAACAGAAAUUCACGUUGACCCAGUUUUACCGGCCAUCACGAAAUUAAUGCUAAAUAUUUCCAACCCAAAAUUGUCCAUUAAUGACAGACUUGUCAAGGCUUUUGAGACAAAAAUCGUGCAAGAUGAUGCGCCUCAAGAAAGGCACCAGUCGCCAAUUUGGUCACUCUAUUUUCCCCGAAAAUGCGAAUUCAACGUUACUGGCACCGAAAUCAAAUUGUACAGACAUGAGGACGAAUCUACUUUCGUAACUACUACUUUAAAUUUGUUGGAAAUAACUGCAGAUACUUCUUUAGACAUUAGAAGCGGUGAUAAUAUGUUUGACACCAACGUUAAGCUACACACUCAGAUGUUAUACUCUGAAACUAAAUCCGGGCGAUGGUUUAGUUUGAGUGAACUGGACGCAACUAUUCAGGUUUUUUUCUGGCAAUAUCGACUCAACAGUGAAUGCUAAUCGCAUUGCAAUAGUUUAUUCAAACGCCGAACUUUUACCGUGGCUCAGUUUAAUUCCGUACAAGAAGAAAAAAACCAGUUCUGGUGCGAAAAAUGAAUCUUCUCGUCAAGCCCCGCUUACGCUCAAUUUCGAAG